This is a messenger RNA of Formica exsecta, 7709 nucleotides long. Its product is annotated as serine/threonine-protein kinase ATR. Gene Ontology annotation, biological process: DNA damage checkpoint signaling; telomere maintenance; protein phosphorylation. Gene Ontology annotation, molecular function: protein binding; protein serine/threonine kinase activity. The record is from RefSeq and is a predicted model, not a curated record. Gene Ontology annotation, cellular component: nucleus. NCBI's taxonomy places the organism in Eukaryota, Metazoa, Arthropoda, Insecta, Hymenoptera, Formicidae. Bases 218 to 7669 code for a protein of 2483 amino acids. The transcript is spliced from 40 exons.
CUUUUUACAUAAGUUUGUUCUUGCUAGCUGAACUUCUUGCACUUUUUGUUUUUUUCUCUCUUUCUCUCCAACUCCCAAAUAUAUAUCUAUUUCAUUUUAUUCCAUUCUAGUUCAGCUUCAAAGUACAAAUCUAUCCAUUUUUGCUACGCGGGCUUUUAACCGCAAUGUUGGAUGACAGAGUCACAUUUUGUUUAUUUACAACAAUUUAUACGCAAUAAUGGAAGUGAAUAACGAUUUGGCGACUUCCACAGAUAAUGCGAUAGCAGCAGAAUCGUUGCGACAAUUUAUUAACCGUCCAAUAAUAGCAAUCUUUUCUGAUUUGGAAAAUCCUGUAACAGAGCAGAUGCUCUGUUCUCUUUUGGAAUCUUUAUUGAAAAGAUCCUCUACCUUAAUACCUGUAUUAAUUCCACCAUUCAGUAAUGAUACAACAAAUGAAACUUUACAACAAUAUGCAGCAUUCACAACAUGGUUGUUCGGUGCAAUGUUUUAUUUGACAUGUGUGUCAUCAAGCACUGUGGUGCUUUCAAAUAGUAUUGAAGUACAAGCUUGUAUGCUCAGAAUAUUAUCAAGGCAUCACAGGACAAUGUUUCAGACCAUUAGUUCAGAAUAUUUAAAUAUAUUUGAUGAGAUAUCAGAGUUUUAUCUAAAUGCCAGAGAAACGGAAGAAAUAACUCUUUCAAUAUUUUAUACAGAAAAGAAUAUUAUACAGGAUUUGGACUUGACCCCAUUUCCUGCAAAGAUUAAAUUGUCAAAUGUGUCAUCAGUAUAUAUAUCUUUAUUGCAGAUAAUUAUGAAGACUGGUAUAUCAGUUUGGGAUCAAGUAAAACUGUGGGACAAAGCUACAACAAUGAUUGUUAAAUCUUCUCCAGAUUUGCAGGUGGAAGCUUUACGGCUGUGCAUAGAAAUAAUGAAGAACUGUACUGUUCAUGAUUGGGAACUUAUGGCUAAAGUUACAUAUAGCUUAGAAAUAGUGAAAAAUCUUCCAACUUGGAUUAAUUCAAAUCAAUUGUCAAUACACUUGUCCCAAUUGGUAGAAACAUGGAUACAUUUGAUAGAAUUAUUACCUGUUUCAUUUAAUGUUAUGGAAUUGUGUUUCCAAAUUAUUGAUUUUAUAGUUUCUGAAUUUGUUACAUACAAUGCAAAAUCUGAAACAAUACAAAAAUUGAUGGAAGCAGCCUGCUAUAAAAUUAAACAAUAUUUAAUUGAAGAACCAAAGCCCUGUACCAUUUUAAAAGCUAAGAAGUUAUUGGCUUACUUCGUACAUUGCUCGGCUAUUAUCGACAUUUUUAUGCGAUUCGUUUUUAUCGAUAUUAAACGAGCUGCUAUACCAAAUGAAAUUGUUCUUGCAACAGAAAUAAGUGAGAAAUGGAAAUUAUUAAGACAAGAGUUGAUAAGUUUUGUGCAGGCUGAGAAAUUCACAGAAGUACUAUAUAUUAUCAAAGCUUCAUCUUUAUUACAAUUGUGGCUGGAAGAACAGAAAUUUCAAAUAAAAUUAUAUGAAAAUUACUUGAACAUUAUAUUAAAAAUUCUUAUACAGAACUUAAAUUCUGACAAAUGUCAAAAUGAGCAAAUUAGCUUUCAAAUUUUAAUAAAUUUAAUGGCUCACAAUGAAUCGAAUAAAGUUUUAUUACAAUCAAUAUUAGCAUUGCCAUUUACUCAAACUUUCAAAGGUUCUAUGGACAUUAGUCAAAAAAUGGUGCAAAGAGCAAAAUCUCUUGAUGUUGGAAUAAUGUCAGAGUGUCUUGAAACUUUAUGUGCAUAUGGCAAUGGAAAAGAAAGAUUAAAAUUAUUACGUGUAUGUAUAUUAAAUGGUGAGACACAAAUAGCUGUUACAGCAGUGUUGAACAGUGUAUUAUUACUGAAUGAUGCAGACAUAAAACUGGAAGAUGUUUGCCAACAUGUUCUAAAUACUGCUUUAUCUUCGACGAAAAUAGAAAUACAAGAGGCUUUUGCAAAUGUUUUAGGCCAGGUGGUUUGUGUUUCAUCAGGAAAGGGAAGAAUUAUCAGUGAAUUAUCACACAACAGAAAAUGGACAGUAUAUUGUAAAUGCUGCACAGAGAAUAUGGAAGAAAAUAUCGAAUCUAAUAUGAACUAUCUGCCAAGAACCUAUAAUCAUAUUUUUAAUACAUACUUUGAUCUACUUUCAUCAACUAACGUUUCCAUACGUUUGCAUAUUUCUAAAAGUAUUCUUUCUCUUUCGAAUCAUAUAGAAUUAUUUAAUUCAAAUGAAGUAACAAAGAAGUGGCUCUCUUAUAUACAUGAUGAUAAUGUUGAAAUCCGAUCGAAUAUUGCAUCAGUAAUCGGGCGAUUAUUGAGUAAUAAAAUCUCUAUAGUGAAGCGUAACAAUGAAUGUUUGCCGGAUACUAUAGCAGAUGAUUUGGAAAAAUAUGUUGAUUUAAUAAUCAAUGUUAUAACCAAUGCUCUUAUGACUGCAUUGAAUACCUCCAAUCAUUCUUUACAUGAUACGUUACUCGAUACUGCAAGGAAUUUUGUAUGUGUCCCAUUACAUCUGACAGAAAGAAGAAUUCUAGAUGUAUUCUUAAUCACAAUAUUACAUCCAAAUUCGUUACCUACAGUUAUAGCAUCUGCCAUAGUCACAUAUCAGGAUGUUGCUAACUUUUUAAAUGUUUCUCCAAAAACUUUGUAUAUUCGAUAUCGAAAGGAUUUUUUGGAGCUUAUAAUGAAAAGUGCAGUUAAUAAUUAUAUAUAUUAUUCAUAUAAUAUGGCAACUACGGUACAUCGCCUCGCUAAAUGUAUUGGCUAUGAAGGAUCACGUCAAUUGCUGCGCAAGGACGGUCACUAUGCGAUCUGCUUUUUGAUUGCCCUUAUUGUUGAAGUUCCAAAAGCAAAAGCACUUUUAGACGAUAUAGCUGAAUUGAUAAAUAUGGAUACAAAGCAAAUGCUUGAAGAAUAUUUUCCAUAUAUUUAUAGUUAUGCAUUUUUAAAUAUACCUCUACGAAUAGCAGAGUGUUUGAGACUAGUAAUGAGUAUAACAAAAACUAGUCUUGAACUUCUUACAAAGCAGUCAUUUAUGGGAAUUUUUGAGGAACUUAUGUUAAAUUUUCAUGAAUCCCCUAAAGGAAUAAUAGGCUUUUUAGAAAUUAUUUCAGAAUACGAUAGUAAUCAGAGAGGAAAUUUUGGUACACAAGAUCAAGUUGCAUCUUAUUUGAAUUUACGAUUACAUGGCAUACUGGUGAACUUUGAUAUAAAACUUGGUCCCAAAUCAGAUGAAUAUACACAGCAAUCUGUACUUGCUUCAUUAGCUGUUUUAAUUCGGUACAUGGGUGCUACUUACCUAACUCCACUUCGAUACAAAAUUUUAGCCACAUUAAGAACUUCACUUGGAUUUAAAAGACCUGGUUUUCCGUGCUUAGUCUGCGAUGCAUGGGACGCAUUUAUUCACAAUAUAGCUAUCGAAGAUUUAAGAUCGCUAUUUCCAACAAUAUGCGUAUCAUUAAUGUCGUUGCAGAAAAUAUUUCCAGAAAAAGUCAACAUUAUGUUAGAGUUUCUAAUUGUUCAAAAUAGUGAAGAACACAACAGUCAUAUUUCAGAACUAUUUUUUAUAGACGACAUGGAAGUUCCCACCCACAUAUCUAAUAUAGUCAAGGCACAUAUUCUGCAAGCAAAACCCGAAGGAUUUAAUGCCAAUUUAGAGUUAUGGUUGAAACGAAUUACACACGAAACUGACGAAGUACGAAUUAGAGCUCUGAAACAUUUACAAACGUUUUUAGAAGAGCAUCGCAGCGAGCUUAACAAAAUGAUAUUAAGCGAAACUGAUGUUCAUCCACUAAUAGUUGAACUGUUAGAUACUUUGCUAAUUGGAUGUCAAGACAAAGACGAAUCUAUUCGUUUAUGCUAUGGAGAAUGCCUUGGAGAAUUGGGAGCUAUUGAACCGAGUCUUAUUCCACGAAGAAUUAUUUCUAGAGAGGACAGUAAAUUUAUAUCGGACAUGAAUGAGGAAUUUGCCUGUGUAAUACUUGUUGAACUUGUACGGGCUUUCCAAAUGCAAAAAAAUAGUCAAAGUAUGGAUUGUUUUUCGCUUGCUAUACAAGAGAUAUUAAGAGCAUACGACAUUUCUCCACAAGGUCGAAAUAAUGAAUUAUGGAAUAAUUUGCCAUUCACAACACAACAGAUUAUUAUCCCUUUUUUGACAUCACAUUACAAGAUAGCAACUGUUAGUGAUGAUAAUGAAUUACCGCAUCCUAUUUAUGGUUCUGAAGCUGGUUCUUCAGUCGAAAGCUGGGCUUAUAAUUGGCUUUGCAGUAUAUCGAACGCUGUACAUGAUACAAUGCUCAGUAAUAUACUACAAACGUGCAAAUUGGCAUUCAAGCGAGAUAUAAAAACAUUGAUAUUUUGUCUACCAUAUGUCAUAUCAUAUGUAAUUGCAAGUAAUGGAGAAGAGAUACAUAUUAAGCUUAAACAAGAGAUGUUGGCCGUGAUUAAUGUUGGAGAGAAACCUAUAUUAGAUUCUGAACUUAUGCGUCAUUUACCACUCCGGUAUGGACAGAGUGUAAAGGCUGAUGAUAAAAGAAUCUCAGAAGAAACUAGACGUACACGCUGCUCACGGGUAGUUUUUUGUAUAUUAGAUCAUUUGCAAAGGUGGCUUAGAGAACGAAGAUCAUUGCAGGAUAGCAGAUAUAAAGCGAUAAAAAAGUUUUGUGAUGGAUUGGACAGCUUGAUUGUAGCAAAAGGUUGUUAUGAAUCUCGGGAAUAUCAUCGGGCACUAAUGUAUCUAGAGCAACAUAUGGCUUUUUCUAACAAAGGUUUAUCAGAGUUAACAGAAGGUGGUUUACUUGCUAAAAUUUAUGCACAACUUGAUGAUCCCGACGGAGUAUCUGGUAUUCUAGCGACUCAAGAACAAUUUCCUACAUUGCAACAGCUGGUUUUAGCUCAUGAAGUCAAUGGACAACUUCAGGAUGCAGCUACAUGUUACGAAAGGCUCGCGCAGAAAAAAGACUUAAAACAUACAUACUUGCAAGGUAUGAUUCAAUGUUAUCUUGAUUUAGAUCAUCCAUUUACUGCCAAACACAUAUCUGAGGGUCUAUUGAGUAACAGACCAGAAUUGGAGCCUCUCAUAACUGAACAUGAACUUUUUUGGAGGCUUGGUCAUUUCUCUCGAUUUGAGGAGACUUCGCAAAAAGAUAUAAAACAUGUACUACUAGAUGAUCUUAUAAAAGGAACCAAACCGGAUUUAUUAUCAUUAAAGAAAAAUUUAGUAUCGUUAUUGGAAGAUGCUUCCCAACCCGGAGUUUAUCAACAGAGUUACUCAUAUAUCAUGAAAUUACAUAUAUUGAAUGAAUUUGACAAAGCAGUUUCAAUGAUGCUAAACAAUGCAGAAGGUCUUCCAGCAAUGCUGGAAGAAUGGGAAGAACGCGGACAAUUAUUGAGGGCAUCUCGUGGUCUAGAAUUUGUCCUGAGUAUGCGUAGAGCUACUUUGGAUUUAGCUGUGCAAUUACAACACAAAAUUCACAAUACAGAGAAUUCGAUGCUUAAGCAAGAAAUUGGUAAAAUUUGGUUGAAAAGCGCCAAAAUUGCUAGAAAGGCUGGCUUGCAUCAACAAGCAUAUAUGCAUAUUUUAUCAGCUAGUGAUACAUGUCCACCACAACCAUUGUAUAUAGAACAAGCUCAACUAUAUUGGCAAAAGGGUUGUCAAGAGAAUGCUUUCAUUACUUUAAAUCGUAGUUUUUUAAAUUAUUUCAAACCAGCACAAUAUUACAAGCAAUUAUCUUCAGGAGAUUGUAAUGAAGAAAGAAAACAAUAUGCAAAGGCAAAACUUCUUUUUGCGAAAUAUAACGAUGAAACUCUCAAUGUUGAUACAGAUGGUUGUAUCAUUAAUUACAAAGAAGCGAUAGAAGUAUGGAGAGGAUGGGAAAAAAGUUGGGUAUUAUGCGCUCAAUAUUAUGACACUAUCGUUGAGAGAAUGUCUGAAGAAGACAAAGAUAGAAACAGACAAGAUCUGCAAGUGCAUAUGAUGAACUUUUAUGGCAAAUCGCUUCAAUAUGGUUGCAAAUACAUUCACCAUUCAAUGCCUAAGAUGUUGACCAUCUGGUUGGAUCAUGCUUCUCGUGCUACGAUUACUUCCGACCCAGCAGAUAUUGUUAGACUCCGUCAAGAUCGUCUAAUAAAGAUGACUCAGAUUAUGGAUGUCUAUCAUCAUAGAUUACCGACUUUCAUGUGGCUGACGGCAUUCAGCCAGCUUGUAUCGCGAAUUUGUCAUCCAUGUCUGCAAGUGCAAAAUACUCUUUGCACAAUUUUGGUGAAAUUAAUUUCUGCAUAUCCUCAGCAUUGCUUAUGGAUGAUGGCAUCAGUUUUUAACUCUUCAUACCCGGCGCGACAGAAACGAUGUCAGGAAAUCUUAAAUCAUGCACAAUUGAAAACACCGGCGAUGUCUAAGCUUAUCAAAGACUUUCACAGACUUUGGGAAAGAUUGAUUGAAUUAUCUAAUAAAACAAUACCAGACGGGAUGUUAAAUACCACAGUGAAUCACUUGUCAAAAAAUUUGCCGAGAUUACUCGCAAGUAAAGAUUUCAGUCCAAUUAUGAUGCCAACAACAAAGUUUAGGCAACUACAUCUUCCAUCUAAGAAUACUUCAAUUGAAAAUCAUAAUCCAUUCCUAUUGAGAUGGGUACAUAUCACGAAAAUAGAAGAAAACGUGGUAAUAAUGCCGUCGCUUCAACGACCGCGACGAAUUGCAUUGAGAGGAUCGGAUGGUAAAGAAUAUCUGUUCAUGUGCAAACCAAAAGACGAUUUACGCAAAGAUUUCAGAUUGAUGGAAUUCAAUGAUAUCGUAAAUAAGUAUCUUCAAAAUGACCGAGAAUCACGACAAAGGAGGCUCUACAUACGAACAUAUAGUGUGGUGCCAUUAAACGAAGAAUGUGGUUUAAUAGAAUGGGUACCAAACUUGGUUGGUUUUCGACCUACUAUUAUGAAUUUGUAUAGGGAAAGAUGUACAAAUAAAGAACUUAAAACAAUGUUAUGUUCUUUGAAGGAUUCAUUAGAAAAGAAGAAACAAAUGUUUCUAGACAAACUAUUGCCACGGCAUCCUCCUGUGUUUGCUGAUUGGUUUCGCAUUAUGUUUCCUGAUCCAUAUGGAUGGUAUGAGGCUCGUACUGCAUAUAUUAGAACAACCGCUGUUAUGUCCAUGGUGGGUUACAUACUUGGACUUGGAGACCGUCACGGAGAGAAUAUAUUAUUUGAUUCUAAAUGUGGAGACUGUGUACAUGUUGAUUUUAACUGCUUAUUCAACAGGGGCGAACUUUUUGAUUGGCCUGAACGUAUACCAUUUCGCUUGACACAUAAUAUGGUAAACGCUAUGGGUCCCCUUAAAAUUGAAGGACCAUUCAGACGCGCUUGCCAAAUUACCAUGCGAGUACUUCGGCAAGAAUCGAGCACAUUACUGAGUGUACUCACACCUUUCGUCUAUGAUCCUCUUGUCAGUUGGAAUAGGAAUCAACCUGGUGAUGCAGCUGAAAAAACAAAUGAAAAAGCUGUAGAACAUAUAAAGAACAUUGAACAACGAUUAAAAGGCUUGAUUCGUUAUCCUGGAAGGAAGGCAGAAAAUAUUGCAUUACAUCUUAGUGUUGAAGGACAAACUAAUCAUUUGAUUUUAGAAGCGACAAAUAUAGAUAAUCUGUGCCAAAUGUAUUUUGGUUGGGGUGCAUAUUUAUAACAAGUGGUAUAGAAUAUCAAGAGUGACAGAAAUACUCACA